CAAGAACUGCGUAACUCGGGAACAGACUGUAGUUUGACAGGUCCGCUCAAAAGCGAUAAACAAAAGCUAUGAGCGAGCUAGCGAAGGAAAGCGAAGUAAAUCUCGAACCAGCGGUUCAGGAAUGCUCGGAGGAAUUUUCUGCUUCAGACCCCACACAACAAUACCAACAGGCGCUAAAUAAGGCUAUUGCUCAAAUGGAAAUCAACCAAAAGGAACCUUGGCAUCGGGACCCCGAUAGUGGCACAGAUAACGAAGCGGACCGAUUUAAUCCCAAACGAGAGCUGCUGAGAUCCUGGCUUAAUCGAUUAUUUCGCAUUAAAAUGACGGACGGCAGGAUACUGAGCGGGUACUUCGUUUGCACUGACGCUGAUGCGAACGUUGUGCUUCAGGCAACGAGCGAAUUCACCGAAAUAGGAGGGGAAGAACGUGUUCUCGGGUUGGUGAUGAUACCGGGCCGGUACAUAGUUUCGAUAGAAGAACGCAAUCCUAGAUUUUCGUGGUAAUGGAUGAAUACAUGACUGUUUUAUUUACUACA
Anopheles coluzzii is the source of this 535-nucleotide messenger RNA. It is a transcript of the gene Sbat, whose product is annotated as N-alpha-acetyltransferase 38, NatC auxiliary subunit. Bases 69 to 503 code for a protein of 144 amino acids. The record is from RefSeq and is a predicted model, not a curated record. Gene Ontology annotation, cellular component: NatC complex. Gene Ontology annotation, molecular function: RNA binding. NCBI's taxonomy places the organism in Eukaryota, Metazoa, Arthropoda, Insecta, Diptera, Culicidae. The transcript has 4 exons.